UAUUCUAAGCUUAUUCAACUGUUGCCCUUUUAAUUGUCAAUCUGGUGCAACCAAAUGUACAACCUUUGGUUCUCCAUGCACAAAAAACAACAAAAUGUAUUUCUAGAGAGGACUUUCUACAACCUAAAAGCAUGACAGAUCAUUCAGACAUAUAGUGAACAGUACUGUAGGUCACUAUUUUCUUUAAUCUCCACACAAAUGUACGUUUCAUUUUCCUUCUUCAUCCAGGUUUGAAUCCCUUCUGUCCCCACUAAACUGAGAAUCACAAAAUGGAAACUGAAGUAACAGUGACCACCUCAUCGAGCGUGGUCUCAUCCUCCACUCCCCAGACCUUCACCGCUCAGGCCAACCUGGCAGCAAAGCAGAGAGACAACAGAAAGAACACAUCCGCAACCCCGGCCUUCCUCUCCAACCUGGGGAGGGCCACCCUGCGGGGGAUUCGCAGGUGUCCGCAGUGUGGCGUCUACAACGGCACCCGGGGGCUCAGCUGCAAGAACAAAGCGUGCGGGGUCUCCCUCAGAAAUGCUUCCCCGGCGGCGGGCAGGAGCAGCAAGAAAUGUGGCGUGGAGGUGGUGAGGGUGAUAAUAGACAGUGAGGAGGGGAUGGAGAAAGAGGGUGAAGGUGUAGGAGAAGGUGGAGGAGGAGGAGGAGGAGUCCUGGGCGGCGGCUCAAGCUCAGGUGUGCAGGUGUUUUCGGUGUGUCACAGAGGAAGAGGAGCCACAGCUACCCAGUUUGGCUUUGUUGAACUCGUCCCCACGGAUACGGCCAUAGCGACAGGUGACGGCGCCACCCUGCUGACCCGCAUCAACCUUGGGCGCUGCUUUUUGCCCUCGUGCAGGCAGGGUCAAAGGUCAAAUCAGGGCGAGACAGAAUCCAUGGCGGCCAGUUCCAAACAGUCCUCGGACAGCCUCUGCGUCCACAUCAAGCAAGCGAUCGAGUGUCGGAGCAGCGCCACGCCGCUGACCCUAAAGAGCUCCGUCCUGGAGGCUUUGCAGGCCUCCAUUCAAGCCAGGAAGGAGCUGUGGAGGCUGGCCACGGAGUCUCCGGGCCCCCUGGUGCAGCGCGUAGCAAAAGAAACCCUGGUGGUGAAGUGCCACGUGGAUUCCCAGAAUCCUCUGGGGCUUCUGCAUCUCACUGUGGGAGCAGGUGGACUGUCUGAGGGUUUAAAGAGGGAGGAGAAAAGGAGCAGAGAGCAGCAGCAGAACGCCGUCUUUCACUGUGCCUGUCAGGUCAGCGGCGGCAGGAAGAGUAAACAUGGCGUUGAUGCAACGGGUGGAUCCAUCAACUCACAUCCUCCGUCUCCCAGCUCGGUCACGUCACAGCCCUGCUUACACUUCUACGCCUGUGUGUGCGCCUUUGCGAGUGAUGAGAAGCUGGCGUCAGAGUUUGCUGCUUUCAUCAAGUACACCCCCAGUGGUGUUCAGCAUAACUCUACCAGUAGGGUAGUGAGUCCCAGUGAGAAGCCUCCGCAACAGGCCGACCCGGUCAACUCUCAUCCCAAAACAAAGAAACUUCGUCUGGAUGAAUCUCUCUCUGGGAGUACGCAGGUCGUGGAUGAGCGUACGGUGACGAUGGGCUUCCAGCAGUGGUUGGCCAGCGUCACAGAGAGGAUCCACCAGACGAUGCACUACCAGUUUGAUGGGAAACCAGAACCUCUGGUGUACCACAUACCGCAGGAGUUCUUCAACGCUCUGCAGCAUCGUCUGUCGCUCGGCUCCAAGAAGAGGAGGCUGCCCAACUUCACAACAGCGUUUGUGAGGAAUGAUGGAUUUUCUCUCGGCUCUUUCUCCAAAUACACCUGGCACAUCACUAAUCUAAUGCAGGUCAAACGCAUCUUUGACACCUCAGAGUUGCCUCUCGAGCUCUCUCAGAGUUUUGUAAAGAACGCUGACGGCUCUUAUUCACGUUUUCACUGCCCCGAGCCUCCGCCCGAACCAGAACUACCGGAGGGAUACAGGACGGAUCGGCCGCAGGCUAUACGACCGAUGGAGCUUCGCACCUUCCUCAAAGUCGGACCGGCGGAUCAGAAGGAGUCCGGUCCGUUUGUGAUCGAGUGGAUCCCGGACGUUCUGCCUCGCUGUCACGUGGGAGAGCUCAGGAUCAGCUUUGAAUUCGGCCACCAGCAGAGCGGUCAGCCGGAGAACUGCGAGAAAACGAGUGCCGUGGAGAAAGGAGGUCGUAACAAGUCGGACUCGACCCAAACCAAACACACGAAGGCUGUUGAAAUCCUUCAGCUGGUUGUCUAAUGACAGGAACCAGUGUCGAAACCUGCACUCAUUCAUUAUAACUGCCUCUGGGAUGACGGAUAUGGAUUUAUAUGACUCACUAUGUGACUUACCCCAUCCAUCAGUAUUAUAUUAUGCAAGGUAUGGAUAAUCAAUUGCCAUGUGAAUUACACAGUGUAUUAUUGAUCAGUAUUUUUACAGUCUAGUCUGUGAUGGAGCACUUGGCAUAAUGCCUUUUACUCACUGUUAAAUAUUCAUAAUAUAAAACUCACAAAUAAAAAACAAAACAAUAAAAUAAGUAUAUUUUUGGAAAUGUAUCUCUUAACUUAUGGCUUCAACAUUUUUUACUCAAGACAGAUCAUACAACCAGUAAUAAUAAAUAAGAACUCUUUCUCUUUAAAUGUGCAUAUAUUUCUUGAAAUUUGUCAGUGUUUUUCACAACAG
Molecule: messenger RNA, 2669 nt
Organism: Anoplopoma fimbria (sablefish)
Lineage: Eukaryota; Metazoa; Chordata; Actinopteri; Perciformes; Anoplopomatidae
Gene: c14h2orf42
Product: chromosome 14 C2orf42 homolog
Exons: 7
Coding region: 270-2246 (658 amino acids)
Cellular component (GO): nucleus
Source: RefSeq, a predicted model, not a curated record